UUGGAAACAGGAAAGUUCAUGCUUCUUUUCCGAAACUCAAAAGUACUCUAUAUUUCGCGUUCCUACAGGAUAUCUAGAGUUUUUCGGUCAUUGAACAGAAUGAGUUCCCAAACAGCAGCAUCGUCUGAAACAGAAAGAACCGAACGAGACACUUUUGGUACCAUUCAAGUUCCAAGUACCAAAUAUUGGGGUGCUCAGACUCAAAGGUCAUUGUUGAAUUUUGAUAUUUGUCGUGACACAGAUCGUAUGCCUAAGGAAGUCAUUCACGCCUUUGGUAUACUCAAGAAAGCAGCAGCCGUUGUGAAUCGAACAUAUGGCUUGGAUGCGAAAGUGGCAGAUGCCAUAUGUUUGGCAGCUGAUGAAGUUGCAAGCGGUAAAUUAGACGACCACUUUCCAUUGGUAGUUUGGCAAACUGGUUCCGGCACUCAAUCAAACAUGAACUGCAACGAAGUUAUCUCUAACAGAGCCAUCGAAAUUUUAGGUGGAGAGUUAGGAUCGAAAAAGCCAGUACAUCCUAACGAUCACGUCAACAUGAGUCAAUCUUCGAACGAUACAUUUCCCACAGCGAUGCAUAUUGCUACUUGUCUAGCCAUUCAUCAGAAGUUGAUACCUGCUUUGAAACAAUUGGAAACCUCGUUGAACAACAAGGCCAAGGAAUUUGCGGAUAUUGUGAAAAUUGGACGAACUCAUUUGCAGGAUGCUGUUCCUCUUUCCUUCGGUCAAGAAUUCUCCGGAUUUGUUACUCAACUUUCGUAUGCUCAAGAAAGACUUCAUUCGUGCCUACCGCGGCUAUAUUAUUUGGCUAUUGGUGGAACAGCUGUAGGUACCGGUUUGAAUACUCGAAAGGGCUUUGAUGAGAAAGUUUGUGCUGAAAUUUCCAAAUAUACAAAGAUACCUUUUCAACCUGCUCCAAAUAAGUUUGAGGCCCUCGCAGCUCAUGACGCAAUGGUCGAAUGUAAUGGAGUCUUGAACACGAUAGCCUGCUCGUUGAUGAAAAUAGCAAAUGAUAUUCGUUGGAUGGGAAGUGGUCCAAGAUGUGGUUUAGGCGAAUUGAUUCUCCCUGAAAACGAACCUGGCUCUUCUAUUAUGCCUGGAAAAGUCAAUCCAACUCAAUGCGAAGCUAUGACUAUGGUUUGUGCGCAGGUUAUGGGAAACAGUGUUGCUGCUUCAGUUGGUGGUAGCAAUGGUCAAUUUGAACUGAACGUUUUCAAACCCAUGAUUGUGCGCAAUACAUUGCAUAGUAUUCGUUUAUUAGCUGAUGCUUGCGUAUCUUUUGAUUUGCAUUGUAUUAAGGAUUUGAAGGUUAACAAAAGUCGCGUUGAAGAACUAGUCAAAAACUCCUUGAUGCUAGUAACCGCCCUGAAUCCAGUCAUUGGAUAUGACAAUGCUGCUUUCAUAGCAAAGAAAGCUCACCGAGAAGGGACGACUCUUAGAGAAGCAGCUAUCCAGUCUGGUAAAAUUUCACCAGAGAAAUUUGAUGAAGUAGUCGACCCUAAGAAAAUGUUGGGUCCAAAUUAAAUUGUUUUGAAAUAAAAGGCCGAGUUGUAGACCUUGGGAAGUUCGAUGACAUAAUGGAACGAAACAAUUCAAACAACUUAUAUUACGUUCAACAAGCAACAAUUUUAGAGCAGAAAAGUUCAAAUUCACCCGUGCAAGAAGCCUGUAUGAGAGAGUUGAGGCAACUUAUUUCGGUGACUCUUGAAAGUAACAAGUUAAAUCUACGAAAACUGCAACAAGCAGCAAACGAUUUUCGUUUAUGUGCGAAGACAUUCGUAAGUAUAAGUCUUCUACUUUGGCAGAAUCUAACAGCCAUUGAGAAAAUUUGUGACGUGGAGUUGCAACAGAGUUUUCUGAUACAAGCUGACAACAAUAGAACCCCCUAGUUUAAUUCGAUCCCCUAUGUUCGUUUUAUUUUACUUUGAAGAAUGCAUUCCCUUAGUAUUCUUCUUACUUCAGGAACAGGGCUGUUGCUAGAUUGAGAGCUACUGUAACUUGAUUGGUACCAGUAAUCCAUAAAUUUGGUUUCGAAAGAAAGAUGAUGUACCAAGCUUCAAUGCGCAUGCCAGACAUGGUUU
Molecule: messenger RNA, 2075 nt
Organism: Galdieria sulphuraria
Lineage: Eukaryota; Rhodophyta; Bangiophyceae; Galdieriales; Galdieriaceae
Product: fumarate hydratase, class II isoform 1
Exons: 3
Coding region: 19-1518 (499 amino acids)
Biological process (GO): tricarboxylic acid cycle; fumarate metabolic process; malate metabolic process
Cellular component (GO): mitochondrion; tricarboxylic acid cycle heteromeric enzyme complex
Molecular function (GO): fumarate hydratase activity
Source: RefSeq, a predicted model, not a curated record